UUAUUUUCCUACUGGAACAAAUAGCAUUUUCUUUUUUAAAAUACUUUUCGCCAUACUUUCAAUUUUGUCCCGAAAUUUUAAGUUGAUGUCAAUACAAAAUUUAAAUACUAUCGAUCCAUUUGCUGAUGCAUCUAAUAAUAGCGAUACUGUACAAGAUUCGACAAUACAUAUACGAAUUCAGCAAAGAAACGGAAGAAAAACAUUAACGACUGUUCAAGGCAUAGCUGAAAAAUAUGAUAAAAAAAUUAUUGUUAAAGCUUGCAAAAAGGAAUUUGCAUGUAAUGGUACAAUAAUAGAUCAUCCAGAAUUUGGAGAAGUUUUGCAAUUUCAGGGUGAUCAGAGAAAAAAUGUAAGUCAGUUCUUACUUCAGGUUGGUAUAGCAACACCUGAACAUUUGAAAAUUCAUGGUUUUUAAAAAUAUUACCUUCAAGUUAUUGUUAUUUUUAUUUGAAUUCUCAUUGUUAUUUUAUAUCCCUCAAAAUAUAAAUUAUUUAUAGCAGUACACCUAAUAAACUUAAUUAAUGCUAUGAUUAUACCUGUAUUGAUAAUGUUAUAAUAAAAUUCUUACACUUA
Molecule: messenger RNA, 573 nt
Organism: Gordionus sp. m RMFG-2023
Lineage: Eukaryota; Metazoa; Nematomorpha; Gordioida; Chordodea; Parachordodidae
Product: eukaryotic translation initiation factor eIF1-like
Exons: 3
Coding region: 86-415 (109 amino acids)
Biological process (GO): translational initiation
Cellular component (GO): eukaryotic 43S preinitiation complex
Molecular function (GO): RNA binding; translation initiation factor activity; ribosomal small subunit binding
Source: RefSeq, a predicted model, not a curated record